Triplophysa rosa is the source of this 3074-nucleotide messenger RNA. It is a transcript of the gene nectin4a, whose product is annotated as nectin cell adhesion molecule 4a. Gene Ontology annotation, cellular component: adherens junction. The record is from RefSeq and is a predicted model, not a curated record. NCBI's taxonomy places the organism in Eukaryota, Metazoa, Chordata, Actinopteri, Cypriniformes, Nemacheilidae. Gene Ontology annotation, biological process: heterophilic cell-cell adhesion; homophilic cell-cell adhesion. Bases 520 to 2400 code for a protein of 626 amino acids. The transcript is spliced from 11 exons.
GCGCGACUGCGCAAUGCAUAGCUGCCUUUUCCAACAGGUGUCUAAAUUCUCUCACUCACUCUGAGGAUUUUACGCACUUUCAAACCAAACGUCAGAUGAAUGAAACGGAUUUUGCGUGUUUUAGAGCUUAAAAUGUUACCGGACUAAAAAAUUUCUUCGCUUUCUUGAAGAUUUACGCAUGGAGAUACGUUCACUUUUCGUGACAUCCACGAAAACAUCUCAUGUUAAUUAAUGUCGUUUCGUACUUUUAGGUAACAGUAUAAGGAAAAGGUUUAUUGUAGAUGCCGAUCAUAAAGCAGAGUAGCAUUUUAUUUUUAACGCUUUGCAUUUCUUCAUUAUCCAUAUUGGACUCUGCUUUUUUCAACCUCGCAUGAGGGUUUGACAUCUAUGAAUGACUUUACUGGGUAUAAGACAAGCCUGUGACUGAACCACUGUUUUGGUAUUUUAAUAAUGAUUAUGACCUCGAGAUCUCCAAACUGAUAACUUGGGCUCGAGUGAAACAGCAUACACUGGAGGACGAUGAAGACAGUUUUGUAUUUUUUUGCUGUUUUGAUCAUCUGGAACUCGGUUUGUGUUUGUGGAAAAGAAUUUCUCGAACCCUCUGAGUCUCCUUGGACUCUGUAUUCUUUGGCAGAGGAUAAUACACGUUUACCCUGUCGAUUCAACACAUCGGACAGCGAGGUUAAGGUAGUACAGGUGAUGUGGAGUCGAGAGAAAUCAAAAGGAGGAGAAGAACAGAUUAUCACUGCCCAUUUCAGUGAAGGCCAAACAGAGAACACUGGAUAUGCAGGGCGUGUGCGAUUUGAGAACAGCGAUCCGAUAGCAGAUUCUGCUCUGAUACUUAUGGGCACAAGUCCCGCAGAUGAGGGCAAAUACAUCUGCAAGGUUGCCACCUUCCCCACAGGAAACUUUGAGACUGAGAUUUCUCUCACAGUCUGGACCAAGCCUAUUGCCUCCCUGGAACCCAUCAUUAUGGUUGAGGGUCAAUCAUACAGUCUGGCUGCUACUUGCCGUUCUGUGGCUAAGCCAAUGGCAGGCCUCUCCUGGGACACAGAACUUCCAGGUCGCAGCAAGAACCACAGCUUUGAUGAUGGGGUGGCAUCGAUCCAGUUUUCCCUCCACCCACUUCGUAGCAUGAAUGGUCAGAAGCUGGACUGCCUGGUCUGGCACCCAUCUCAAAAGGGCCCUCACAGGAUUACCAACAACCUUACAGUGCAUUAUCCCCCAAAUGCAGUGAUUUCUGGCUAUGAGGACAACUGGCAUGUUGACAUGCAAGAGGCUGUGCUACAGUGUAAAGGUCAAGGAAAUCCAAAACCACACCAGUUCAACUGGACUAGGAAAGGUGAAAAUUUACCAGAGGGUGUAACUGUGGAGGGUGGCAUGUUGCGUUUUGGUAGGCCCCUCCGCUUGACAGAUAAAGGAGCCUAUAUCUGCACAACCACCAAUGUAGUGGGAGCUGGGAAAGCUGAGAUUGAAUUAAAUAUAUCAGAAUCAUCUCUGCAAGGAACAUCUGUUAACCUCAUUCUAAUGAUUAUUAUUGGUGGUGUGGCUGUAGUGGUGGUUCUCUUUCUCAUCAUAGUGAUCGUUUCUGUAAACCGCCACUAUAAACGCAAAAACCAACAGCUGGCCAUAGAACUAAUUGAAAAAAAAGAGGAAAUCAGCACACUAUCAAGACAAGCCUCGUUUAGGAGAGUUCACUCCACUCCUUCGGAAAACAGAUACUCGGAUGACACACAUGCUUUGAGAGUCGAGGGGACUUUACGGACCAGCCUCUCCUCACUGGAUCGUCCUCGCUCUAGGGAUAGUCGUUCCACUUUGGGAGGAUUGGAUUCGCUUGGCCGUCCUGCAAUUUAUAACACUUCCAGAAGAGGUAGAGACAAAACGAUGGAGAGAGGUGACAGAGAAAGCACUCGAUUGAUGAUGGAAUAUGAGCAGGGCAGUAACGUAUCACAGGAAACCCAACUCCUCCCUCCUCUCCAUCCCUCCUCCUAUACAACAGAACAGACUGUUGAAAUUAACCGUUCUCGUAAUGGCAGUGCCAUUCUCUUAGCAGAGGGGAGACCCCAAUCAGGAGCAAGUAGCAGAGGAGGCAGCAGAGGGCAUCAUUCACCCUUAAUAUCCGCAUAUCCAGUUCUUACAGAUGAAGAGGAAGGAGAUUGUGUCAGCCCCACAGAUGAAGAUUUAAGAGUUCGCAGAGGCUUAAUGGAACAUGAUGCUUUUGAAAACGGAGGUAGCGAGACAACCAGUUCUCUGAUAUCAGAGGCACUAUCAAGUCAUUUUGAACGUGCCAAUGGGACACUACGGCCCAAGUCAAAACCCAAUAACAUUCUGCUCCCAGCCAACACAACUCUGCUGAUUUCUCCCCACAGCCCACCUAUUCACAAAGCGCAGAUCGUGUAGAGAUCCUGCAUCAUUUGUAUGUUUCAUUAGACCAGGCAUACAUUUUUCAGACAGGGUUUCAACACAAGUGGAUAUGAAACAGAAGAAUGUGUUCCUCUAUAAUAUCACAAUCCAAUGUGAAUGGAUUGUAAAAUGGAUCUGUACAUAAUCUUUUUCAAUACAGAACUAACACAACCUGCUAUUUAAAAAAGAAGAUAUUUUUUAAUUCAAACCACUUGAGUACAUUGUCAAAACUGUGGACUGAAUAUCAGGACAGAAAAGAAAGGUACUUCUCAAAUGGUACCUAAGUUGAACUAUCAACCAUUUGGAAACUGGUCCUUUUGAGUAUUAUGGGGCUUACAUGUGUUUCAGGUACAGUCUGAAGAUCACCAGAGUUAAGCUCCCUUGUGGAACCAGGGAAUGGAUUUGCUUUUAUUAUUUUUUAAGGCUUCAUUCGAUUCACUGUUGUGGGAGAAAACACUACAUUAUUUCUAAUGCGUCUGGUCAGUUAAUUCUUCACUGUGACUUAAUGUUUGUAAUCCAGACAUCAUGUACAUCUGAUGUUCAAAAAAUUGUUCAAUAUGUGUCUGUUGUUUAUUUUUUAUCUCGUUGUGUAUGACAAAAGCCACUGCAUGAAUAGUAUUAAUGAAGUAUUACAGAUUGCCUGCAUUAAAACAAUUUUAAGUGCUGUUGCA